Messenger RNA from Chanos chanos (milkfish), 381 nucleotides. RefSeq names its product cornifelin homolog B-like. The coding region runs from base 1 to 381 and encodes 126 amino acids. The transcript is spliced from 3 exons. Lineage: Eukaryota; Metazoa; Chordata; Actinopteri; Gonorynchiformes; Chanidae. The record is from RefSeq and is a predicted model, not a curated record.
AUGGCGACUAAGAUGGUCAUUCAGCAGCCUAAACCACUUGUGGUUGCCGCUGCAUCAGACCAGUGGAAUACCAGCAUCUGUGAAUGCGACAACCUAAAUGAAUGUUGCUUCUCCGUGUGGUGUUUCCCUUGUUUCGCCUGCAUUACGGCGAGAGACCACGGAGAGUGCCUGUGUCUGCCUCUCUUAGACAGUUUUGGCCUCAUUCCACCGAUCACUCUCUCCAUGAGAGUGUCCAUGCGUAGGCGCUAUGGCAUCCAGGAUACCAUUUGCAAUGACUGCGUCUACGCCUUCUUCUGUGGCCCGUGCUCGUGGUGCCAGAUCAGACGUGAGAUGAAGGCACGUCUGCACCCCGUCACACUAUUUAACAACAAGCCUACAUAA